CCCACUGGAAGCCUAGAGACGCACUGAAAUAGCAAGACUGAGACGCCAAAAAGUCAUAGGAUUUAUUCAAGACAAGAUCAUCUGGGAACAUUGUGUAUUGAAACGAGCUUGGUUCAAAUGGCGGCGAUACGACCAGUGGUUUUUAUCCGCCCAAUAUGUCUCCCGAAGACAAAACAUUAUUUUCCUUUAUGGAUGAGACAGGUGGAGUAUCCGAAAGUGUUUCCGGGGGAUCCACCUGUACGUUGUUUCCUACCCCCGUUCUGGAUGAAAAUGAUGUAUCCUGGCCCAAAAAAUCCUCCUGACCAUGUUGUUUUCAAAGUUCAUCCACAGAUGACUGGGAAUGAUGUUCGACAGUAUUUGGAGAAAAUAUACAAAGUUCCGGUUGCAGAUGUACGAGUGAAGAUGGUUUAUCACGACUUGGAGCCAAUCGAUACGCAUCCAAAGGAGCGUAUGCAACGUUCAAUAGAUUCCACAGUUUUCCCUCCUAAGCCUGAGCGUUAUGAAAAGGUUGCGUACGUACGACUAGUAAGUUCUUUGAAGAUAACUCAAGCUUUUUAUCUACCGACGACAUGAUACAGAAGAUAAUUUGUAUAAAAUCAGUUUAACUUACCUUCAUUAUGGUGUUUGGCAGUUAACUGUGAAGAGUACGAAAUUUAUCCACUGCUGUUAUGUAUGUAGUUUCUUAGUCUAUAAUUGUGGUAAUUUAGAUUAGUAAAAAAUAAUCGUGGUGUACCUGAGCAAAGUUCACCACUAGUCUAUUCCCAGUUGCUGUGCAGUUAUUAAAAUAUUAUGAAGUCAAUGCAUACCUUUGGCUUAUAACUUUCAAAGUUUCCACUUGAAUUCUAAGUACAGUAAGUGUGUUGAAGACUUAGUGUAAACUGUACUGCAGAGAUAUGAGUAAAAUUUUUUAAUAGCGUUCUUCACUUUUACUUUGAGUUAUCUACCGUGUUAAGUAUAACUUUUUGAUUAAUCUACAGUAUUCAGUUGGCUUCCCACCUUUAGAUGUGUACACAUUAUUCAGUUUAGGAACUUCCGGUCGAAAGGAACAUUUCGUACAAUUUUUCUCUUGUAUCCUAAAUGCAAUGAAUAAUGG
This is a messenger RNA of Trichobilharzia szidati, 1093 nucleotides long. The record is from the annotation of a GenBank genome assembly. NCBI's taxonomy places the organism in Eukaryota, Metazoa, Platyhelminthes, Trematoda, Strigeidida, Schistosomatidae.